Molecule: messenger RNA, 1845 nt
Organism: Labrus mixtus (cuckoo wrasse)
Lineage: Eukaryota; Metazoa; Chordata; Actinopteri; Labriformes; Labridae
Gene: drc2
Product: coiled-coil domain containing 65
Exons: 9
Coding region: 123-1601 (492 amino acids)
Biological process (GO): regulation of cilium movement; axonemal dynein complex assembly; cilium-dependent cell motility
Cellular component (GO): axonemal dynein complex; axoneme
Source: RefSeq, a predicted model, not a curated record
AUGGAGACGCAGUCGGCACAGAAACAGUAAGGGCCGUUGGUGAAGGUGUGGAUGUGUUUCAGGUUAUCUCCUUAAAGUUUUCACAGGUGUUCUAGCAGAGAAGAGGAGAGGGGGGAGGAGUCAUGCCGAAAAAAUCAAAGAAAGGUGGAGGAGGUAAAGAUGGAGGGAGGACGGAGGGCGAGAGGCUGCUGUUCCAGCAGCAGAGAGCUCAGGCGGAGGAGGAGAUGGCCAAGAAGAAAGAGGAGAUGCUCACUCUGUUUCUGAAGGACAAGCUGCAGAAGGAGGAGAGGAACACGGCGGUGAAUCUGCUGAAGCUGAACGACGGCUGGAGGUCGAUCCUCCGUCAGACUCGCUCCGAUGAGCUGCGUAAAGACAUCGUGGUGAUGCAGCAGAGUUUUGAGAGGCAGCUGGACGCGAUGGACAACAUUACCAAGAACCUGUUGCGCGACCUGCAGGAGUCGGAGCGUCAGUCGGCUCAGGUGCAUCGGGCUCACCUGCAGCGGGUGGACAGUCUGUGGGCUCAGCAGGACAAACGGCUGAUGUUCCUCCACCAGCGGUGGGAGGGGGGCCUGCAGCAGCUCAGCUCCAACUACAACUCUGACAAGAAGCAGAUGUUGGAGCACUUUAGGAAGCUGAGAGCUGAGCUGGAGGACGCAGAGUUCACUCUGCGGAAACAGCACGAAGAAACGAUAAGUGAGCUGCACGAAGUGUACGGCACCAGCAUUAGCGCCUACAAUGACAUCUCUGAUACCACGGUACACCACACUGCUUCUCAUUGGUCUCUCUCAGCUGUCUCCUCCCUGUGCGCACAGAAAGCUGCUAUUCUUCAGAACAGCAAGAUGAGGCUGGAUGAGGAAACGUUGAAGCAGCGGCGGGCCGAGGAGUCCUGCAGAAAAGAGACCAUGACGGUGGAGCACCUGCAGUACAUAAACCGGGGCUUCAUCCAGUCCACAGAGACCAGCGUGAAGGAUGAGAAAAUGCUGAAGGACUCAGUGGUCCGGCUGAAGGAGAAGCUGAGCUCCAGUAAAAAAGAACAUAAGGGCGUGGAGCUGGACCUGCUUGCCGCCACAGACCAGGUGAAGCACAGCACCCACCAGCUCCGGGACCAGCUCAUGCAAUCUCAGAAGGUGGCAAGGAAGCAGCUCACCGACCUCACUGUGCAGAGUGACAAUGCUGCCAAGAAACUGCGGGCAGUUAUCGCCAAGGGCGAGAAAGUUUUACGAGUCGCUGAAAUGUGUCGCAGACUGGAGAGCAAAAUCCUGCUGACACCGCCAUCAGAUAAACCCCGACAGGAGCCGGACUCAGAGGGACCUGCAGAGGUGUCCCCCGAGCUGCGUCACGUGACUCGCCGCCUCACCUCGGCCGUGCUGCAGCGAGAAGCUCUGAAGAGACACAAAGACGACCUGAGCGGAGAGAACCAGCAGCUGAGGCUCCUCCUGCGUCAGCACCUGGACGGCAUGACGGUCAGCGAGCAGCACAUGGACCAACGCCACGCCCUGCUCACAGUGUAUCCCGCCCCCAUCGCCACGGCCCCGCCCGACACCAGGAGAUGCCACACGGUCAUCGAGGCCGUUCACGCCGUCAAACACUCGCUGAGAUGAGACCGCAGGACGGACACUCUGGAUUAUAAAAUUAAAGUUUUCAUAAAGAGCAGACGAUGAAUCUGCAAACAGGAAACAAUGUUUUCUGUGUUCAUCAGCAAGAACGACUUUCUGACCUUUAAUGAUCCUCCCCCAACCAAACCAGGAAGAGAGUGAGAGGGUGAGAGAGAGAGAGAGAGAGAGAGAGAGAGAGCGAGAGAGAGUGUGAGGGUCAGAAGGAGUGUGUGAGAGCAAGAGAGUGUGU